Messenger RNA from Papilio machaon (common yellow swallowtail), 1655 nucleotides. RefSeq lists its product as uncharacterized. The record is from RefSeq and is a predicted model, not a curated record. Bases 36 to 1655 code for a protein of 539 amino acids. NCBI's taxonomy places the organism in Eukaryota, Metazoa, Arthropoda, Insecta, Lepidoptera, Papilionidae. The transcript is spliced from 11 exons. Gene Ontology annotation, molecular function: protein binding.
CUUGAUGACUCUGAUAUUUUAAGUGAAUUACCGAAAUGUCCUUCGUAGAAAUAGUUUCAAAGAUCAAUGCAAUCAAUGAAUCGAUUUUAGACGAUUUGUGCUGUGAGUAUAUUUAUGAGGAUAAUGAAGAGUUUAAUAAUCACUUAGAAGUAACAAAGAGUUGGUUUGAAAGGAUAUCAUUUGUAAACAAGAAACUAUAUUUAUUGGCUCUUUUGGAAGACGUGCGGAGCGCAUGGACAUUAUCUUUACUGUUGAAGUCCAUAUGGAAUUGUCGACCUAAAGAUUCCAUAUUUUCUAUUAGCAGACGUAAAGUUCUGAGCAUCUACGACCAGGCACCAUUCGAUCACAACAGAACUGCUCUGCCUGUGUCCAUUCUGACACAAGUUAUGACGGAAGAUAGAAAAUGGUUUGUUUCGUUAGAGCCAGAAGCUCAAGCGCUAGUAUUAUUGGAAUUGGUGUCAGUGGCAGGAGGGCCCGUGGUAUGGCAAGUGUACGCUCGGGCGCAGAAAAUAUACGACCGCUACCGAGAAUACGAGAUUGAUAACCUAAAGGAAUCUAUGGUGGUUGCUGAGACAGCGCAUCACGGCAAGACAUCGCACCAUGCAGAUUUAGCUCAUCAUAUGAAAAAAGAUCCGCUUCGACGCAAAAACGGCGACUCACUCAGUGCAGUUAAAGAUGUGACGACCGCUGAAGGGUCCAGCGGUAAGGCGCAAAAGAAGUUAGAUGAAUGUAUGCUCGUUUGGAAUGGUACUAUGAAAUUGAUUCGAGAUAGCUUUAAAUUGGAAGAAAUAGAAACGACUUUCAAUGACGGCACAAAGAAGAGAAUUUGGAAAGUGGACAGGCCAAUGCCUGAGGCUAUGGAGACGGUUGAUUUUUUGCAAUUACUACCAUCUGCUAUUGGAAAACGUAUUCUAUGCUUUCUACCUUUAUCCCAAUUAGUUGAAUGUUCUAAAGUUAAUAAGUAUUGGUCAUAUCUUAUCGAUGAACUGAAAGCAGAAAUCGUAGCAAGACAGAAAAUUCAAGUGGAGUUGGAAAAAUUGCGAGAAAUAAUGUUACGUCACAACGAGAGUGAGGACACAUUGGAUCAAUCAGGCUUCCAAAUAGACCACUUCAGUUCACAGCCACCAAGCCUAGUGCCCACAACUUCAGUGAAGACGAGAUGUGGACUGCCCAGUAUACGCGCUAGUCAGAAGUCCGGACAUUUUUCUUUUAGGCACUUGAAAGAGAAGAUGAAUAAACCUCGCAAAUAUGUCGCUCCAAAACCUAUAAAAAACAUGGCGGAUCUGUACGAACGUUUAGAAAGGCGCGGUGCGGCCGAUGAAAAUAUAUGGAAAUGGUGUAAAAAUGUCUCCAAGCAAUACAAACAAUCGAAGUCAAAGGAGGAUGUGGACGAAAGAGACGAGAUGCCAAUGGGCCUCAAACAUUUUCCAUGCCCUAUGUUAAAUGAAACUAUAUCAGUACCACUUCGUAAGCCGCUUGUCAAAGAUCCUGCGGCUAUCAAAAUUCCAAUCAAAUCGACUACUUUUAAAAUAAAACUUACAGAAGAUGUGAUCGUGACGAAGGAUCAAGAUACUAAACGUUUCACUUUAUGGAGCAAAGACUUUUCAAGUUUGUAUCCAGCAUCAAAAAUUGCAACUUACCAAUCUCCUAUUUAA